Penicillium macrosclerotiorum is the source of this 1572-nucleotide messenger RNA. Its product is annotated as DnaJ family domain-containing protein. Lineage: Eukaryota; Fungi; Ascomycota; Eurotiomycetes; Eurotiales; Aspergillaceae. Bases 1 to 1572 code for a protein of 523 amino acids. The record is from RefSeq and is a predicted model, not a curated record. The transcript has 2 exons.
AUGGCAGGGCACUUUUGGAGCUCUCAGCUGUGUCGUGCCUCUGUACGUGCCUCGAGAGGUACACUUCCCGCUUCGGGGCGGUUCUCGGCAGCAUGUCAACGAAGACAGAAUACAAAUUCUUCCUCUACACAAACAAAUGAGAGUGGCAAGAAUGGUUCUGAAAAAGAAAAGGAGGAGAAUGAGGGUGCUAUGUCUCGCCGUCUGUCCCAGAUGGCCGAGGAUGCGAUGUUAGAGGGCGGCCGAUCUGCGCGGCGUAAUAUAGAGCAGGCGGGGUUCUCUGAAGAACUGAAGAGACAGCUUGAGGAGCGAGUGAAGGCAGCUUCGUUUAAGAGCGAACAUUCUGCCGCUCAUUCAAUCCUUAAUAUGCCGACCAGCGCAGGCCAGGGCACUCGCGAGACCGCCGCCGCACCAGCAUGGACAGGAACAGAAAGUGUACAAGAUACCACACUUCGUAUGCUAGAUGACGCUAGCAAACCCAUCCGCGCUCCAUACAAGAUUCCACAGCCAGUCAACCUUCGACCGGCCCCAAAACCCAAACAUACCCCUGGCACUCGCCUCGCGGCAGCAAAGGAGCGGACGUCCACAUAUGCAAUGAGCCAAGCACCUGGCCUCACAGAAGACGAGCGGGAAGCGAUGCGCCGCGAGAUGAGGGAGAAACUGACGCCCGGCGCACACGCAAUGCCUAUUUCCAUCCAAGGCUUGUCAUCGCUUGCCAACGAACGAAUUGAGGACGCCAUUGCGCGCGGGCAAUUCCAGAACAUCCGUCGUGGAAAAGGGAUCAAUACAGCGACAGACCAUAAUGCCAACAGCGCCUUUAUCGAUACGACAGAGUACUUUAUGAACAAGAUUAUCCAGAAACAAGAGAUUGUGCCACCGUGGAUUGAAAAGCAGCAAGAGCUGGCCUCGGAGCUUAGUCGAUUCCGCCAGCGCAUUCGCACCGAAUGGAGGAGACAUGCUGCUCGAUUGAUUGCCAGCCAGGGCGGGUCUCUGGACGAUCAAAUGAAGCGUGCCAGAGGAUAUGCUGCUGCUGAGCGCCGCCUGGCCGAAAAAGCCAAGAUAGAAGCGUCACUGCGCAAUACCGGCGUCAGUGAUCACACAUUUUCAGAGAUCACUCCUGAUGGUCGGAUCGUCUCAAAGGUCCAGGCGUCGGAAGUAUCAGCCGAAUCAGGUCACAGCAACGGAGACGUACUAGAGGAGCUGCACCUAGCUCCAUUACGGGAUCCCGAUUAUCUUGCGAUAGAGCGCUCUUACCAUGAACUUGCCGUGAAACAACUGAAUGCCAUCGCCCGCUCUUACAACCUACAAGCUCCUCGAUCUGCCCAGAAACCAUAUGUCAAUCUUGAUCGUGAGCUCAACGCGUGUUUUGCGGAGGUGGCACCGCAGCUGGCGGAGGAAAUUCGACGCCGUGCAACAGAGCGAGUACGCCCCUCGGUUUCGACCAGUGGGUCGUCUGCGAGUGUAUUCGGCUCGUUGGGAUCUGCCUCUUCGGUUCGCGUGUAUGAGGAAGAUAAAGAAAAGGGCUAUGGAAUGAAAGAACUAUGGCGAGAUCUAUUCUCGAAGGAGAGGAAAUGA